This is a messenger RNA of Trichomycterus rosablanca, 1472 nucleotides long. It is a transcript of the gene lyset, whose product is annotated as transmembrane protein 251. The transcript has 2 exons. Lineage: Eukaryota; Metazoa; Chordata; Actinopteri; Siluriformes; Trichomycteridae. Bases 99 to 527 code for a protein of 142 amino acids. The record is from RefSeq and is a predicted model, not a curated record.
UGACAACAAGCUGGGUUGUAGCAGCAGCUGCUAAAACACUCCAGCGUUUAAUAAACUCCAAAUAAAGUAACCCGGAGAUCACAACAGGAGCAUGGAGAAUGAUGAACUUUCGUCAACGGAUGGGAUGGAUCGGUGUGAGCAUGUAUUUGCUGGCUAGCGUAGCUACAGUCUAUUACAUGUUCGAGAUCAGCCAGACGUACAACCGCUUCACUCUGGCCCAUGUCGAUGUGGUGAGUGGGACGUCACCACCGCAGCCUGGAGACGCUGCUUCAUCCUCAUUGUCCUUAUCCUCCUGGAUGGAAAGUGUAAAGACCAGACUGCUCCUGCUUCCCUUCUGGGUGUGGGCCACCAUCUUCCUCAUUCCCUACCUUCAAGUGUUCCUUUUUCUGUACUCAUGUACCAGAGCAGACCCCAAAACUGUGGGCUACUGCAUUCUGCCCAUCUGCCUGGCUGUUCUCUGCAACCGGCACCAGACUUUAAGAAAGGCCUCCAAUCAGAUUAGUAGGCUUCAGCUGAUUGACACGUAGUGGAGGUAGUUUCUGUUUUAAAUGGGCUGGGACAUCAGCACUGUGCACUUUGGCGUGUCUGAUGCUAAUGAGCCAGAUGUAGACACCAGUUGUGUGCACUGUCUGUACAUUUAUUAUCAGAAAGUCCUUUUAUUAGGACAAACUAGAGCAAUGGUUUAUACUUAAUGUUUUAGAUAGAUAUUGUUUUGAUUACAAAGCGACUCCUUUUCACAAAUUGAGUAAAAUGUUUAUUUUUUUUGGUACUUUUAAUUCCGUGCUUUAUAAAUAUGGAGUUAUAAUGAGAAUUCAGUAUUGUAAAUGUAUGAUUGUGCUUUUUAUUAUUUAUGGGUCCUAAGUUAGCAUUCUGAAAACAACUAGGACAAGUGUGAACAAACAUCCAAUGUCUAAAACUUUUUGUAUACGUGGGACCUGAUUUGGUCCGCUGAAUACGUUUUGAAAUGUUAAAAUUACUUAAAUGAUGCUUGCUAAACCAGAGUUAAUUCAUUAAAAAAACCCCAGAACAAACCAGGUUCGGAAAGUCAGGGUUGAUUUGCUAAAUAAACCACAAUGGCGGAUCAUUUCUGGCUAAAACUGCUGACAAUUCUCACUUCGCUAAAAGACGUAAACGGUGUGUUUUUACCAAACACCUUCCAGACUAUAAGAACACACACAUGCAGGAGGGGUUAGUGAUUCUCAGUAUUUUUCUUUUAAAUCUGCAUCUUCAGUGUUUUCUUUUUUUUAAAUCUGCAUAGUACACUUUCAGCAGAGUUAAAUUUUCAAAUCCGAAAUAGUACAGCGUUAUACACCUUCAGUGGUAUUUUUGAAAAACUUAUAACUGAGCAGCGUGUUAAGUAAAUAGUUUGACUCGGACAGUGUGUGCUGUUUAAAUUCAUGUUGUUACAUGAUCUAAUGCGAUAGUAUUUUUACUGAACACAGCUUUAUGUAAAUAAAAAUAGCUUGAACCUU